Molecule: messenger RNA, 3900 nt
Organism: Athalia rosae (coleseed sawfly)
Lineage: Eukaryota; Metazoa; Arthropoda; Insecta; Hymenoptera; Athaliidae
Product: spermatogenesis-associated protein 20
Exons: 13
Coding region: 207-2609 (800 amino acids)
Biological process (GO): carbohydrate metabolic process
Source: RefSeq, a predicted model, not a curated record
CUGGCGGGUCGUGAUUAGGUCGUGAUGUUGGGAGAAUUUUUUCGAAGUAAGGAGCAAUAUUGCUCGAAUUUCUGUUAAAAAUACGUAGUGGUAUUUGAUCAUUACCAACGUUUUGAUUGCCAACAAGUGCAAGUGCGCACUCGCACUUGCCAAUUGGAAGACAGCUAUAGAUAAACGUCAAAAGACAAUCAUAAUUAUUCACAUCUAUGUAUGUUAUGAUUCCAAGAAGAUGUUCAAUAUGGACAUCGAUUCGAUGUUUUUCAUGUGAAUACCAAAAUAAACAAUUUCUUUCAAAAGAACUCAAGUCGUUACUCGUUAACGAACACCCAAACGGAAGGUAUAUUUAUAAAGAACGUUCAUUCGUUCCUUACAGUAUAAAAAUGGCAUCAACAACAGCAGGCGAUGUGACUUCUAGUGAAAACAAGCAGAACAAAUUGGCACUUGAGAAGUCUCCAUAUCUCUUGCAGCAUGCAAAUAAUCCCGUACAGUGGUACCCAUGGGGUAAUGAAGCCAUUGAAAAAGCUCAACGUGAAGAUAAACUUAUAUUUUUAUCCGUGGGUUAUUCUACUUGUCAUUGGUGCCAUGUUAUGGAAAGAGAGUCAUUUGAAAACCCGGAAAUUGCCAGCAUUAUGAAUCGGUAUUUUGUCAAUGUUAAAGUUGACCGCGAAGAGAGACCAGACAUUGAUAAAAUAUACAUGACAUUCAUUCAAGCUAUAUCUGGACGUGGUGGAUGGCCCAUGAGUGUAUUUCUCACUCCAGAUUUAAGCCCUGUUACAGGUGGAACUUAUUUUCCCCCUACUGAUAAAUAUGGACAACCAGGUUUUCCAACCAUACUAACCAGCAUUGCGCAUAAAUGGCUCGAGAACAAAAGUGACGUUUUAAAAUCCGGAAGCCGUAUUCUUGAAGUAUUGAAGCGUUCAGUCACUGCGGAGAGUCUUCCUAAAGAAGGAGUUGUGCCAUCGAUUGAUUGCGGAUUAGAUUGUGUCCGGCAACUAGCAGGCGGCUAUGAUGAAGAAUUCGGUGGAUUUACAGACGCCCCGAAAUUUCCUCAGCCAGUUAACUUUGAUUUUCUAUUUCACGCAUACGCAAGAGAUCCUACAACUGAGGCUGGUAAGAAUGCCUUGAAUAUGUGCCUGCACACACUUACUAAAAUGGCAAACGGAGGAAUCCACGAUCACAUUGGACAAGGUUUUUCACGGUAUUCCGUUGAUCGGAAAUGGCAUGUUCCACAUUUCGAGAAAAUGUUGUAUGAUCAAGCUCAGCUCUUGAGAUCUUAUGUAGAUGCUUUUGUGAUUACGAAAGAUGUGUUUUUCUCGAAUAUUGUCGAUGAUAUCGUUCAAUAUGUGACCCGAGAUUUGUAUCAUAAGGAAGGGGGAUUUUUUAAUGCGGAGGAUGCUGAUUCACUACCCACUCAUGAUUCAACUCGCAAACAAGAAGGCGCGUUUUACGUUUGGACUCACCAAGAAAUAGAGGAUCUUCUUGGUAAUCCUAUUCCAGGGAAAGAAGAUCUGGAGUUCUCGGAUGUAUUCGCUUUUCAUUUUAACGUUAAGCCAGAAGGAAAUGUGGAUGUUUCGCAAGAUCCUCAUGGAGAACUAAACAGACAGAAUGUAUUGAUAGUUUAUGGAUGUUUAGCUGAAACUGCUGAACAUUUCAAUUUGAGCACAACAGAUCUGAACAAAUAUUUGGAGGAAGCAUGCAAAAUACUCUACCAAGCAAGGUUGAAGAGACCCAGACCUCAUUUGGAUGACAAAAUAGUCACAUCGUGGAAUGGUCUGAUGAUCAGCGGAUUAGCAAGGGCUGGUUUUGCCAUGAACAAUAAAAAAUAUGUAGAGUUUGCCGAAAAUGCAGCUAUAUUCGUUGAACGUUACUUAUUCAAUGCCAAUGAAGGCCUGUUGUUACGUAGUUGUUAUAAUGGUGAAGGAGAUACAAUCACUCAAACGAGUGUGCCAAUAAACGGAUUUCACGUCGAUUAUGCAUUCAUGGUCAAAGGAUUGCUCGAUUUAUAUGAAGCAACGUUCAAUAAGCACUGGUUGGAGUUUGCAGAAAAAUUGCAGGAGAUACAAGAUAAUUUAUUCUGGGAUUCUGUAGCUGGAGGGUACUUUGCUACGACUAAAGAAGAUCAGACAGCGAUUUUGCAGCUUAAGGAUGAUCACGAUGGAGCAGAACCAUCCAGUAACUCUGUAGCAUGCGGAAAUCUUUUGCGAUUAUACUCUUACUUAGAUCGAGCUGAGUUCAAUGAGAAAGCUUCGCAACUGCUUAUCUCAUUCAAAGAAUCUCUCACACGUGUCCCAGCUGCACUUCCAGAGCUAGUAUCUGCCCUUUUACAUUACCACGAUUCAAUGACGCAGAUCUACGUAGUAGGAAGAAAAGAUGCUGCCGAUACGAAUGUCCUUGUGAAUAUUAUACGAGAGAAAUUCAUCCCUGGGCGGGUAUUACUACUGGUCGAUCAUCAGGAUCCCAAUAACGUUAUAUUUAGCAAAAGUAAAGUCAUGCUGAGUAUGAAAUCUCUCAAUAAUCGUGCCACAGUCUACGUAUGUCACCGUCACGUUUGCUCUCUACCAGUUACCGAACCUCAUGAACUUGCUACGCUUCUUGAUGCAAAAAAUUAGUUCAGCAGGAAAUUGUUGAUUCAAUUCUAUGUACAUUUAUGAAUGAUGUUGAUUAUCUCUGUUGUAAAAAUAUACUAUAGUAUGGUAAAGGUGCAGAGGUAUAGUUGUUAUUCUUGGAGAAAAUAUUCGUAUUUCAUAUAAAACGAAGGUGCCGAUGUUCGAUUCACCUUUUAUUCUGUUAUUACAUUUCUAAGAAUUGUCGAUCGAAUCAUAGGGGAAAAUCGAGUAGUAUCGGACAGUAAUAAAAAACUAACAUUCUACAAAAUUGGUCGUACUUACAUUGCGUUAGGUAACCCUCCGUAUGAACGCACUCUUCAAGAGCCCAGCCUUGACAAAAAUCACACCUAAUCUAAUGUUCUUCGAGAAAUUCUCCACAUAUUACACACUCAGUGCGUUCAUUUUCGUUCAGUUCUUUAUGCUGUGUAUUUUUGCAUUUCGAAUUCGACUUUCUUGCCACAGUGCGUCCCUUCUCAUUUUCGAGUUGCAGGACCUUCUUACUAUUUUGACUCCUUAGUUUUUUGUUUUUCAAAUCACCGAAUGAUUAGUAGCAAAAAUUACAGAACAAAUUCUUACCAUAGAGAUCUCGUAACGGUUUGAAUAUUGUUUAUCACACGCACUCAUCACUUUUGAAAUCAACAAAUGCCCAAGAAACAACUUUUCGGACUCCGAAAAAAACACGCGCGACAUACAUAUAUCGAUCAAAGUAAUCCCAUUAAGUGUCUUCAUCUAUUGACAAAUCGUUGAAUCUCGAUGUGGCCAAUACUACUCGCUGUCCGAUAUUACCCAACCCACCCCUAAUAUUUUUGAAAAAUUUAAGCCGGAAAAGGGCUCAGAUGUUAGUUUUUCUUGAGGUACUAGAAUCACAACGAUAAUUCAUGAUGAUUCUAAAAAUGAAUUUUUGCAGGGAGAGUUUUUGAUUAUUUAUCAAUAAUUAAUUAUAAAUUUCAGUAAUUUAAUAAAUUUAAUAAAUUAUUGAAAUUUAUUCGACAGCCGCUCAGCAUAUUCCAGAUGUAUAUCAUAAGAACAUGUAUUCUUAGUAAAAUCUACUCUGCAAUAUCUUAUUUUUGAUCAUUUUUAUAGCAUAUUUUAGAGCCAUAUUAAUCUUAUACCGAGAAGAAUAAAAAUUCACUAUGAAUAAGUAUUGCAUGAAAAGACCUGCAGACUUGUUUAGUUGUAUAUUUGAUAAAAAGAAAAGUGAGAAUACCGUAUCUAGCUAGAUUAUAUAUACGCAACAUUAUACAUAUACAAAGAUUGACGUACUACGUUCAAAUAAAAUUCAGUUUUUAACGAA